Messenger RNA from Dipodomys ordii (Ord's kangaroo rat), 1438 nucleotides. It is a transcript of the gene Aim2, whose product is annotated as absent in melanoma 2. Gene Ontology annotation, biological process: activation of innate immune response; cellular response to interferon-beta. The record is from RefSeq and is a predicted model, not a curated record. The transcript has 7 exons. Gene Ontology annotation, molecular function: double-stranded DNA binding. Gene Ontology annotation, cellular component: AIM2 inflammasome complex. Lineage: Eukaryota; Metazoa; Chordata; Mammalia; Rodentia; Heteromyidae. Bases 224 to 1438 code for a protein of 404 amino acids.
UUUAGGCUCAUCCUGAGAAGUUCUGUGGAAAGCCCUUGGAAAUUUUGCAUGGAUUAAUUCGACAUGGUGCUUACUUCAUUUUAUUGAAUCUUCUCAUUAAGAACACUUAUGUUCAGGUGAAUGAGAACCAAUGGAGCAGAAAAAAAAAUCCAGAAGUGGACCCAUUAAUAUCUGGACAGCUGAUUGAUGAGACUGGCACAAAGGUUGACCCCAAAGCCUUGAGAUGGAGAGUGAAUACAAGAAAAUUCUGUUACUCGAAGGCAUGGAUAAUCUCGAUGAUGAGGAACUGGAUAGGUUUAAGUUCUUCCUUCCGGAUGAAUUUAACAUCCCUAAAGGCAGACUAGAGGCUGCAAACAGGACGAACUUAGUGAAACUGAUGAUCCAGAGUGAGGGUGAAGUGUCUGCUCUGACGAAGACCAUCAGUAUUCUCAAGAAGUUGAAAUGCAUGAACUUGGCAAAAUGUCUUCAGGAGGAAAAGGAGAAAGUUGAUAAAAGAUACACCGAGAAUGAAAAGAAAAAUGAAACGAAGUUAGUAAGGAAGAAAAGUGACACUAAGACAAGUUCUGCUGAGCACGUAGCCAGUGGAGAUGGGGCCACUGCUCAACCAGCUGCCCCAGCAGUCUCUCCUCCAGCUAAGCCUAAACAGAAGCAGGUGGUAGCCCAGCAGGAAGCUGUGAGGCAAGAAGGCUUGCAGGAAGGCCCGAUGACCGUCAUGGUGCUGAAAGCAAUGAAGCCCUUCAAGUUUGAGACUCAGAGGGGGCAGCAAGAGAUGUUUCAUGCUACAGUGGCUACCGACAGAGAUUUCUACUUUGUAAAAGUCUUCGAUACACGACUUACAGAUAAAUUCUGCCGAAAGAAAAUAAUAAUAAUAUCAAAAUAUUAUUGGCACAAUACUUUCCUAGAGGUGAAUACUUCUUCAGUUGUGUUGGAUGCUGAAGCUGACCAAAAGGUCAAUGUUCCAAACAACAUAAUUAGGAAAGCUGGUGAAACUCCCAAGAUAAGGGAUCUUCAAACUCGGCCCCUUGGAACAAUUGUGAAUGGAGUAUUUAUGGUCCAGGAGAAAACAGAAAAAGAAAAUGGUACAUUAUUUGGCCUCAACGAUGACACAGGCAGUAUGAACAUAUUGGUGCUUAAAAGUCAGCACAAAAUAAAAUGUGAGAAAGGAGAUAAGCUCAGACUUACAUUCUUUGAGCUGUCAAAAUAUAGAAGAAAUCUACAGUUGAUAUCUGGAGCUCAUAGCCAAAUUACGGUUUUUGGUCAUAGUUUCCAGCAGGCCCACAGCCAAGGACAGGAUUCUUACAAGUUUGUCAAUGUAACUUUGGUCCUUAAUAAGUUCCAGCAUACCCCAGAAAAAGUGCUGCCCCCGCCCCGUAAAACUAUGUGGAAAACAAAAGAGGGUGAGGCAGGACGUAGUGGUCAAGCCGGUAACGGGAAAUAA